Geodia barretti is the source of this 1870-nucleotide messenger RNA. Lineage: Eukaryota; Metazoa; Porifera; Demospongiae; Tetractinellida; Geodiidae. The record is from the annotation of a GenBank genome assembly.
GCCCACCACACAUUGGACCGCGAGGGAAAACCCAACUAUGUGAAGCAAUUGCGCAUGCGCGAAAAUGACACGAGAAGCUAUGAAGAAGCAAUGGGAAAGCAUUCCUGUAGUUUCCAAGGAGAUGAACAUGGAGCUGACCCUUUCUUCAGGUCAGGCCUUCCGUUGGGUGCAGUUGGAGGAAGAGGAGGAGAAAGUGUGGGCUGGUACCGUUGGAGAAAAGUUGUUUAUCCUGCGUCACCAUGACGAUGAGCUCCAAUACCGGGUGGCCACGCCCACCUCUGAUCCCAGUGAGGACAGACAGACACUAGUGGACUAUUUCAGACUUGACGUUGACCUGCCAUCUCUCUACCAACAGUGGUCUCGAGAUGACAACUUCAGAAAGAAGGCUUCGUGUUGCCAGGGGAUACGGUUGCUACAGCAACCACCACUUGAGGCUCUCCUGGCGUUCAUCUGUUCGUCCAACAACCACAUCUCACGUAUCUCCGCCAUGGUCCUCAGACUAUGUGAAAGGUAUGGGAGGUUUCUGGGCAGAAUUGGAGACAGAGAUUUCCACUCAUUCCCCACCAUUACGUCACUGGUGGGUGUGGUCAAGGAAGCAGUUCUGAGGGAUUUGGGGUUUGGCUACCGAGCGAGGUCAGUUCAACAAUGAUGUCAUUAUUAAUUCCAGGUCUGCAGAUAGUGGAGAGAGGGAGACAGCUAAAGUACCCAGAACCAGGCAACAAUAUAGGGAUUGUGUGGUGGGAUUGGGGGGUGUUCAUUAACCAUGCUUCAUGUAUCUCAUCCCAAUCAUGUCUCCCUUCCUUUUUAUUCCAUCCCCAAAUGCCUCUUUGCAGGAUAUACUAUUAACCCCUUGAUCACUAGGUAUGUGAGGGAGAGUGUGGAAGAGGUGGGGAGGAGAGGGGGAGAGACGUGGUUGGAGUUGCUACGGCAACAGCCCUACGAGGAUGCAAAGGCAGAACUACAGCAACUACCGGGAGUUGGGUCAAAGGUAGCAGACUGUAUGUGUCUAAUGGGACUGGGUCAUCUCGGAGCUGUGCCUGUGGAUGUCCAUAUGUGGCGACUGGUUCAGAGGGAUUACAGAGUGGGCGGAGGAUCGUCCUCUCUCACUCCUGCCGUCUACUGUAGAGUUGGAGAUAAAUUCCGUGAGGUCUUUGGAGAGACGGCAGGCUGGGCACAGGCUGUACUGUUCACAGCUGAACUUCAGAUGCAGAAGCUAGGCACCCAGACAGGGGAGAGGCGAGCAGACAAAAAGACUGCUGGGCACAAGAUGCCAAGGAAAGUAAGGAUGCCAUUGAGCCAAGAUGAAUGUCAGGACAAAAGAAAGACAAAGAGACUGAAACUUUGAUCAUUCAAUCACGUCUCUCUUACGCAUGUAACAAUCAUUACUGGUGUAUGUGUCAGUAUUCAGCAGAUUGAUUAUGGAUGUCAUAAAGAGCAGAGCAAACUGGAGGUGGCAGACUGCAUUGAGCAACACACUGAAUCAAGCAUUUUGUAGCACCAUUAUUAUUGUUCUGGUGGUCAUUAUUAUUAUUAUAGCUACGUCUUGUUGAGGGCAGUGAGGAAGAGGGAGAGAGAAGGAGAGGCCUUCUGUCGAUGUCUCUGGGUCUGCAGUCGACUGCUGGUCUCCAGAAAGCUCUUCAGAGUUCCUGACAGACUGGUGCUGCACAAUAAAUCAGUCUAGCAGGUUUUGGAGUCUUUGCAACUGAAACUGCUGACGUCAGCAUUCCUCCAUGAACUGCUGUAACGUAUGACUUUCCACACCGACAUUUCACCAGCUGCAUAAUUAUACACCGACAUGACAACUCACUUCAUCUAACUUUCUUCUCUCUUAUAAGAUGUCUUUUUACCGUGUAUGAUCUGGCCCGAGGGG